UUUGUUCACAUGGAGGUGAUUAAUCGGCAGCGAGUAUAUAAAGAGCUGUGUGUUUCAAACUCUUCAUCUCAUCAGCCAUGGACAAAAGUGUGCUGCUGGUCCUGUUCUGUCUGCAGGUGUUCCUGCUCAUCACAGCCUUCACUUCUGCUGAUGCAGCCACUCUGGGGGUGGAUGACCGGCGACAGCAGUCUCCUAAUCGUCCUAAUCCGGGAGGAAGUUUGGUCGAAUUAAAAGAGAGAGGACGACCAGAUGAACGCAGAUUUCCCGGCUGCUUGAGGAAGGACGGUGGAUGUUCAAUCUUUGGAAAAGUAAAACCAAAGGAUCAACCGACACCAAACCCUAAACUGCUGUCUCUGUUCCAAAAAAUGAAGGAAAUCCAACAACUCCUUUCAGAGAACUGAAGACGGACAUGAAAAACCUGCAUCUUCUCUUCAAGAAAGCUUCUCUCUUUUGCUUUGCCGUUUACCAUCUUGGUGACAAUUAUCAAUCUUUACAAAAACAAUACUCCUCCUUUACUCCUGUGCUAAAGAAAAAAAAUUUACCAAAAUUGAGCCUAAUAUAAAAUAAAAGCCUAAAAAUAAAAGGUUAAUCCAGCCAUGGCUACUCUAAAUCAUGUUUGAGGCUACUGUAGCUUGUUAGCUAUUACAGAAACAGGACAGAAGAAUUGGAGAAUGAAACUAACACCACAUUGAUUAUUAAGAUUUGCAGUUUUCUGAUAUUUGGUUAAAAAUCUGCUCAGUAAAUGUUUUAGUUUUGUAUUUACAGAUGCUCUGAUAAAUUGCCUACAGAUGUCUUCUACUAUUAGGAUGGAUUAUUAGGUAAUAUUUCACUCCAAGUGCUGUUGAUUAUAAAGUUGUUUGCUAACGAAAUAAAGUUUUUGAAAUAAGAACAACCAA
This is a messenger RNA of Anoplopoma fimbria (sablefish), 896 nucleotides long. RefSeq lists its product as uncharacterized. The transcript has 4 exons. Bases 78 to 401 code for a protein of 107 amino acids. The record is from RefSeq and is a predicted model, not a curated record. Lineage: Eukaryota; Metazoa; Chordata; Actinopteri; Perciformes; Anoplopomatidae.